This is a messenger RNA of Penicillium nucicola, 2397 nucleotides long. Its product is annotated as putative rhamnosidase B. The record is from RefSeq and is a predicted model, not a curated record. The transcript is spliced from 4 exons. Gene Ontology annotation, biological process: carbohydrate metabolic process. The coding region runs from base 1 to 2397 and encodes 798 amino acids. Lineage: Eukaryota; Fungi; Ascomycota; Eurotiomycetes; Eurotiales; Aspergillaceae.
AUGGUGUCAGCAGAAGAGCAAAAAACCAUCAACGAGCUUCAGGCUAAUUGGAUCUGGGUACCCAAUUGGCUUGAUUAUUCAGACCAAAACACAGCGGGAAAGAUUGUUCAUUUUACUCGAUCAAUCAAUUUGUCCUCGCGACCGAAACGUUCAUUGCUUCAUUUUUCAGCCGACACGCGAUAUAAGCUCUAUGUCAAUGGCCAGCAUGUUGCAGUUGGACCGACUAGAAGCAGUCCCUUGAUUUGGUACUAUGAUUCAUUGGAUAUUGCCCCGUAUCUGAAAGAGGGCCAGAAUGAGAUUCGGUUUGUGGUGAUCCGGUAUUUCAUGGCUUCCAGGAGUGCAAUGCCCUUUGAGCGGACUGCGCUUCCAGGCUUGACUGUUAUCGGAAAAAUCGAAACCGACCCCGGAUUCGUGGAUCUCAAGUCUACUCAUGAAUGGAUAGCCUGGGUGGAUGAGAGCAUUCAAUUCCCAAUGGGUCUGCCAGAUGAUGUGUUUCUCCAUAUCAGCGAGCGCAUCCAGCCAACAAAGCCAAUUCAUCCGGUUGAGCCAUUCUCAUACAAUAUGAAGACACUGAAUGGCGAUAUUCCGCCGUGGCAUUUGCGCCCACGCUCCAUCCCAAUGCCCGAGUCAAAGGCAAUCAUUGUCAACACUGUUAGAGCAUGCAAGAGCGCCAUUGACAAAGAGAACUGGGAGACUUUCCUCUCAAAAAGAGGCCAGCUCAUUAUUCCGGCAAACUCGACUCAUACGCUCGAAGUUCAAGCCGACGUGCACUCAACCGCAUUUCUGCGGUGGGCCUUCAAAGCAAUCAAAAGCUCAUCUCAAAUUCAACUCCGAGUGACAUACUCAGAAGGAUAUGAACUCAAGCCUCGUUCGUAUCCGUUCUUCAGAUCCAAGGCUGACAGACUGGAUGCAACCGUCGGCCAUAUCAUAGGGCCCUAUGACGAAGUCACUUUCGAUCUUCCUGAUACCGAAAUCGUCUUCUACGAGCCUUUCUGGUUUCGCACGUUCCGUCUGAUGCGAAUUGAGAUAACUGUUGGCUCCGAGCCUAUUGAAUUAGUAUCGUUUGAUGCGACUCAGGUCAACUACCCCAUGGCAGUCAAGGCGAGUUGGAAACAGCCUGGUGAUGCACAAAGCGAGGAGAUAUGGGAUGUGUCCAUCCGAACUAUGCGUAAUUGCAUGUUUGAUGGAUAUUCCGACUGUCCAUUCUAUGAGCAACUGCAAUACUCUGGAGACAGCCGCUCAGUCGGCCUAUUUCACUACCUCCUAUCUGGCGAUGAUCGUUUAAUGCGACAAGCCAUCACAAAUUUUGCAGCCUCCGUAACACCACUAGGGCUCACUCAGUCCAGGUUUCCCUCACACAUUCCGCAAGUAAUUGCAGGCUUCUCCCUUUACUGGAUCCUGCAAGUCUGCGACCAUCAUCUCUUCUUCGGUGACACACCUUAUGCACGGUCAUUCAUUCCUCGGAUUGAUGGAGUCCUCGACUUUUUCGACGCCCACAUCGACGAUCUAGGACUCGUGAGUGGACUGCCCGAGAUUGUGUGGCAGUAUGUCGACUGGGUGACAACAUGGGGCGCAACCGACGAGCACCCCGACAAGGGCGUUCCUACUUCAGGUCGAAAGACAAACCGACAUACAUACUUUAGCAUGCUGUAUGCGUGGGUCCUGCAGAAAGUCGCCCGACUCGUGCGUGAUAUUGGACGGCCAGGAAAUGCGACCGAGUACGAGGCGCGUGCUACAUCACUUCUCCUCGCAAUUCGAGAGAAUUGCUUUGAUGGGUCAUUCUUUACAGACUCGACGAUUGAUGUUGCCGAUGAGUCUUCAUAUUCUCAGCAUUGCCAGGUCUUUGCAGUUAUCUGCGGAGCGGUAAAAUCCGAGGAAGAUGCUAGGCGAAUCUUGACCGAAUCGUUCACCAAUGAUCGCUUCUCAAAGUGCUCGUAUAUGAUGCGCUUCUAUGCAUUCCGGGCGUUGGCGCUGGCUGGAGAUGAUCUUUACGACUCUUUCUGGGAGUUGAUGUGGGUUCCUUGGUGGGGGAUGUUGGCUAAUAAUCUUUCAACUUGGGAAGAGGAUGAUGUUAGACAACGCUCUGACUGUCACGCUUGGGGGAGCGUGCCAAUCUAUGAGUAUUGUACUGAGCUAGCAGGUAUACAGCCAGUUGCCUGGGGGUCUUCGAAGAUAUCUUUCAAGCCUCGACUUCGAUUGACAAAGGAUUUGGAGGCGAAAGUUGCUAUUGGCAAGGACAACCUUGCUGUGAUUUCAUGGAAGACUGAGUCUGAUGGAGAGAAAAUUGUGGAACUGAAGCUGGAAAAAGCCGUCGAGGUUGUUAGUCAGUUGCCUGGGUGCAACAGCGAGGAGCAUGGUAUUGUGGACUAUGUCAGAUUUACCUGUCGACCCGAAUAG